GGAGAUACACAUUCUCUGCCACAGUACCCUCCGGCAGCACGAGAACAUCACGGCCAUUUUAUUUCUAGGCUACUUGACCGACACAAAGAUGCCGAUUCUCGGCCUAGAGCUCGCCGAGCAUGGCUCGCUGGACUUUGUCUUGCGCUGUCUUGGACCUGGGCCGUCCGUUGCAGACAGGGAGCACCUUACGGUGGACAUGGCACUAGGCCUGCGUGCUCUGCAUUCGUGCGGUAUUGCGCACGGCGACCUGAAAUGCGAGAGCAUGCUGGUAUUUCUUCACCCUACCCGACGUAUCGUCGCCAAGCUGGCCGACUUUGGUGGGUCGGUGUUGGUUGCGGAUGCAACAGCCAGACCUCGACACCAUACGGAGCUUUGGGACAGUCCCGAGAGCCUUCUCGGGGAUGAAAACAUUGACUGGACACUGGCUGAUGUGUAUGCAUUUGGUCUUGUACCCGCAAGCUUGUGGAUGAGGACCUCCACGAACCAGGGCCUGGCUCUGGAUCCCGCUGUAUCUAUAUGGUGCCUUGAACGACUUGCGCCAAAUUCGAGCCGGAAAGACUAGUCGCUUUAAAACUGUGGAAGCUCAGGCGCGAUAACGAGGAGAAUAGCCUCAGCAACGAGUUGUGCAAGUUGCUCGAGUGGACGCUCGAGAGAGAACGGGAAGCUUUGCCUUUCGUCCUUCGUCUCGUGCAAUCGACGCUCAAGACACUACCCAUAGAGCGACCUAGGGUGGCCCAGGUCUUGGCCCAACUAUUCGAUAACUGCACCACUUAUGAUGUAGGAAGCAG
Messenger RNA from Lasiosphaeria miniovina, 788 nucleotides. RefSeq names its product kinase-like domain-containing protein. Gene Ontology annotation, biological process: protein phosphorylation. Gene Ontology annotation, molecular function: ATP binding; protein serine/threonine kinase activity. Lineage: Eukaryota; Fungi; Ascomycota; Sordariomycetes; Sordariales; Lasiosphaeriaceae. The transcript has a single exon. The coding region runs from base 89 to 562 and encodes 157 amino acids. The record is from RefSeq and is a predicted model, not a curated record.